Messenger RNA from Scomber japonicus (chub mackerel), 1002 nucleotides. Its product is annotated as neuronal membrane glycoprotein M6-b-like. Gene Ontology annotation, molecular function: structural constituent of myelin sheath. Bases 1 to 879 code for a protein of 292 amino acids. The transcript is spliced from 7 exons. Gene Ontology annotation, biological process: axon development; central nervous system myelination. The record is from RefSeq and is a predicted model, not a curated record. Lineage: Eukaryota; Metazoa; Chordata; Actinopteri; Scombriformes; Scombridae. Gene Ontology annotation, cellular component: plasma membrane; myelin sheath.
AUGGAUGGAACAAAGCCAGCCAUGGAGUCCAACGCGGAGGAGACUCAAGACGAGGGACAGGAGAGCAAAGGAUGCUUCGAGUGCUGCAUCAAGUGUCUGGGUGGGGUGCCCUAUGCCUCCCUGGUGGCCACCAUCCUCUGCUUCUCAGGCGUGGCUCUGUUCUGCGGUUGCGGCCACGUGGCGUUGACCGGCACCCUAACCAUGCUAGAGAACCACUUCUCCAGGGUCGCAAGCGACCACGAAACCCUCACCGUGGUGAUCCAGAUCUUUCAGUACAUCAUCUACGGCAUCGCCUCCUUCUUCUUCGUCUACGCCAUCAUCCUGCUGGCUGAGGGCUUUUAUACCACCAGCGCCAUCAAGAAGGAGCUGCAGAGCGACUUCAAGACCUCCGUGUGCGGACGCUGCAUCACCGCCUUCUUCAUGUUCCUGACCUACAUCCUCGCCCUGGCCUUCCUCGCCAUCUUCGGCUUCACGGCCAUCCCAGUUUUUCUCUUUUUCAACAUGUGGAAUACCUGUGCUGCCAUGAGGUCUCCUGAUUCCAACAUCACCUCACCUGACUCCAUCUGUGUGGACGUUAGGCAGUAUGGUAUUAUUCCCUGGAAUGCCACUCCGGGAAAAGCUUGCGGAGCCACACUGGGAGACAUCUGUAACACCAGCGAGUUCUACCUGUCCUACCAUCUCUACAUCGUUGCGUUAGCCGGUGCUGGAGCCACUGUCAUCGCAUUGAUUCACUAUCUGAUGAUUUUGGCGGCCAACUGGGCCUACCUGAAGAGUGCCGUCUCCACGCACGAGUACCAGGACAUCAAGACCAAGGACGACCAGGAUCUGGAGGCUGAGGCUCGCUCCAAGGAUGGCCAGAACUCCUCCUCCUACUCAUAAGGACAAGCAGACCUCUCACGCCACCACUCAUCUUCCCACCACACCUUAACCCCCACCUCAAAACACCCAACGCCCACCCCUCCCUCCGUUAAAACAAAUCACCUCGGUCAUGUUUGAUAGUCC